GAAGGAGCCCGAAUUUUCCCUCUGGCGACGCUGCAUCCCCAGAGAGGCAGGCGACUGGUGGGUGGCGGUGGCCUCCCCUUUCGCUUUUCCUUUCUUUCUCGGCCCCCUCCAGCUGCGGUGUCCCAAAGAUGCAUUUGAAAGGUCCAGCCUCUUACUGCCAUCACAAUGGAAGAUCAGCCAGCUGGUAAUGCAGAGCUCAUACAACAAGCGCAGUCAGCAGCCAGUCAGCCGUCCUUUGUUAACUUGCUGAAAGUCCACAGAGAGCUGCUCGUUGGCCGAGUCCAGAAUACUCAGUGUUUGAUUGACAACUUGCUAAAGAACGAGUAUUUCUCAACUGAAGAUGCAGAGAUUGCCAGCCAGUAUCCUACGCAAGCAGACAAGGUUCGCAAAAUUCUGGAUUUAGCCCAGAGCAAAGGAGAGGAAGUCGCAGAGUAUUGCAUCUAUGUCCUCCAGCAAGUUGCUGACGCUUACUAUGAGCUACAUCCAUGGCUAGAAGAGAUUGGGUUUUGCCCUUCAGAGGUCAUUUGUAAUAAACCCGUGGAAAAUACUGACCCAGUCAGCAGGUAUCAUCAGAAGCUGAAAGAUGAAUUGGGCCGAGACACAAAGUUCAUCAUGUCGUAUGCCCAAAAGGAUGAUAGGCUGCUUGAGGAAACUUAUGCUGCCAACAUUAUGGAGUUCAUCAAACAGAAUAAUGAGAAACUCGGUAGUGUGAAUAGCCUGGAAGAUCUGCUUAGUGAUGACAUUGGACUAAUUAAUGAAGAAGGGGAGACAAUCUAUGUCUUUGGUGAUGCAGGGAUUGGGAAAUCAAUUUUGUUGCAAAAGAUGCAAAAUCUCUGGUCCAAGGGCGAAUUCAACAUUGGGGCCAAAUUCUUUUUCCGUUUCCGGUGCCGAAUGUUCAGCUGCUUUAAGAAGGAUGAAGCAAUAUGUUUGAAAGACCUCCUCUUCAAAUAUAAUUGCUUCCCAGACCAGGACCCAGAUGAGGUCUUCGAUUUCAUUGUGAAAUUCCCUCACACGGUCCUGUUCACGUUUGAUGGCUUUGAUGAGAUCCAUUCAGACUUUGACGUCAGCAGCAUUCCUGAGAUCUGCUCUCCCAAUGAAUCCAUACACCCUCUUGCUCUGCUGGUAGGCAUCCUCAGUGGGAAGCUCCUGAAGGGGUCCCGGAAAAUCCUGACAGCAAGGACUGGGACAGAAGUUCACCAAAGUGUUGUCAGGAAAAAGGUACAUCUUCAAGGGUUUUCUAGCAUUAACCUGAAAGAAUAUACCAAAAUGUUCUUCAAAGAUGAAGCGCAACGGACUUUGGUUCUCAACCAGUUGGAAGCCAACCCAAAUCUGAGUAGUUUAUGCUCAGUGCCUUUAUUUUGCUGGAUCAUCUUCAGAUGCUUUGAUCAUUUCCACUCUGAGUUUGACACCCAUGAACUCCCAGAUGUCACCCUCACCUUAACUGAUAUUUUCUUGCUCAUGACUGAAGUCCAUUUGAACCGAGCUCAGAAAACAAACUUACUGAAGAAGAACAACCAGAGCCAAGUGGAGACAUACAGGUCCAGCAAAGAGACAUUGUUUGCACUGAGUAAAAUAGCACACGGGGGGAUGCAGAAGUCUCGCUUUGUCUUUGAUCAAGAUGAUGACAUGGCUGAGUUGUCUGAGCAGGAUUUGCACUUGGGUUUCCUCAGGCCAGUUCCUCACUAUGAAGCAGACGGUGGAGACCAGUCUUCCUAUGAAUUCCUCCACUUGAUCUUACAGUCCUUCUUCACAGCAUUUUUCCUGGUCACAGAAGAGAAAGUGGGUGCAAAGGAACUGCUGCGGUUCUUUGCCGAAUGCUCCCCUCAAGAUACCACCCUGUCCUCUUGCUUUCCAAUUGCCUGGUUGAAGAAUCACCAUCCAACAGGAGAGGAUCCUUUCCGGAAUAACGAGCACUUCCAUUUUACCAAUCUCUUCCUCUGUGGUCUGCUUUCCAAGGGAAGGCACAAACUCAUGAGGCAUUUGGUUUCCCCAGCAUCCCUUAAGAAGAAAAGGAAGGUGCUGCUUUCUUUUUUCUUUGAAAGCAUGAAGUACCACCUAAAGGGCCUCACCCGGGCGAGACUGAAGGAGUACAAGCAGCUUCAAGUUAAGCCCAAUUUUGUUUGGAUGCUGAGGUGCAUCUAUGAAACUCAGAGUGAGAAAAUUGGUAAAGGGGUUGCCAAGAACAUGAGUGCCAACUAUAUCAAACUGACCUACUGCAAUGCCUAUUCUGCCGACUGCAGCGCCAUCUCCUUUGUCAUGAACCAUUUCCAGAAGCAGCUGGCUCUUGACCUGGACAACAACAACAUCAAUGAUUAUGGAAUAAAGCAGCUGUUGCCUUGUUUUAGGAAGCUGACAGUACUUAGGCUAAGCGUUAACCAGAUUACAGACCAAGGAAUAAGAGUGCUUUAUGAAGAACUGUCCAAAUACAAAAUCAUCACUUAUUUGGGCUUGUAUAACAACCAAAUUACUGACAUUGGAGCCAAAUAUGUUGCAAGACUCAUUGAGGAAUGUCCAAGCCUCACAUAUGUCAAAAUAGGAGCAAACAAAAUAACAACUGAAGGUGGGAAAAGCCUUGCUUAUGCCAUCCAGAAGAGUAAAACCAUGUAUGAAAUUGGGAUGUGGGGAAAUCAGGUUGGGGACGAAGGAGCCAAGGCAUUUGCAGAAGCACUGAGGAAUCACCCCACUAUAACGAAUGUUAGUCUUGCAUUUAACGGCAUCACAACGGAAGGGGGCAAAAGCAUUGCGGAAGCGAUGAAGCACAACAGCACCGUGAAUAUAUUUUGGCUAACAAAGAACGAGUUGGAUGACGAAGCGGCCGAGUGCUUUGCCGAGAUGAUAAAGGUCAACAAGAGACUGGGUCAUCUGUGGCUUAUCCAGAAUCAGAUUACUGCCAGAGGAGCCAAGUGCCUGGCUGAUGCUCUCCAGGACAAUACAGCUCUGAAAGAAAUCUGCUUAAACGGAAACCCAAUAAGCCAAGAGGAGGCGAAAGCCUUUGAAAGUGAAAAGAGGCUCAUUUGCUUUUGAGAAACUCCUUUCCGGGUUGGACACUUGUCAGUAUGCCCGGGCUGCUACAGCACUUGCUGAAACCGGAACAACUCCCAAGGAACCUCCCAGAUGUGAUGAGUGAUUGACGAGAAGGUAGUAGAAGUACGCCUUUGUUGUGCUUCAACAGUCAUAUCUCUCCUUGCUGCUGUUUUUACACCCUGGGACAGACGCUGGAAGGAGGAAGUUGCCUUGGGAAUUAACCAUGAGCUCCCUCCUUUGAAGAAGAGGAAACUUGCAUGACACUUGUUGGAACUACUUUUGCAGGUGCGAACAUUGUACACUUCCAAUUAAAGAAUUUUGAGUCCCAAAA
Varanus komodoensis (Komodo dragon) is the source of this 3355-nucleotide messenger RNA. RefSeq names its product nucleotide binding oligomerization domain containing 1 (gene NOD1). Gene Ontology annotation, biological process: regulation of apoptotic process. Gene Ontology annotation, molecular function: protein binding. NCBI's taxonomy places the organism in Eukaryota, Metazoa, Chordata, Lepidosauria, Squamata, Varanidae. The transcript has 12 exons. The record is from RefSeq and is a predicted model, not a curated record. Bases 166 to 3024 code for a protein of 952 amino acids.